Messenger RNA from Desarmillaria tabescens, 267 nucleotides. Its product is annotated as cytochrome c oxidase assembly protein PET191-domain-containing protein. The record is from RefSeq and is a predicted model, not a curated record. The coding region runs from base 1 to 267 and encodes 88 amino acids. Lineage: Eukaryota; Fungi; Basidiomycota; Agaricomycetes; Agaricales; Physalacriaceae. Gene Ontology annotation, biological process: mitochondrial respiratory chain complex IV assembly. Gene Ontology annotation, cellular component: mitochondrion. The transcript has 2 exons.
AUGUCCUCGUCGUGCCAAGGUCUCCUGGCCGCCCUCAAAGAUUGCUUGAUGCACUCUGACUGUGUUGUCAAAGAUGGAAAACUCCCGUCUGAAUGCCUGAAGGAGCACCCGGACGAACUGCCAGAGGCAUGUCAGUCACUACGCAAGGCGACAUUUGAAUGUAAACGGGGAAUGCUAGAUAUGCGGAAGAGAUUCCGAGGGAACAUUGCUGGCUCGCAAUUCACAUUCGAACCGGAAAAGGCGCGACAGGCAGAGACGUCAGAGUAA